This is a messenger RNA of Notolabrus celidotus (New Zealand spotty), 2493 nucleotides long. RefSeq names its product arf-GAP with dual PH domain-containing protein 2-like. The transcript has 11 exons. Gene Ontology annotation, cellular component: intracellular membrane-bounded organelle; plasma membrane. Gene Ontology annotation, molecular function: phosphatidylinositol bisphosphate binding; GTPase activator activity. Gene Ontology annotation, biological process: positive regulation of GTPase activity. Lineage: Eukaryota; Metazoa; Chordata; Actinopteri; Labriformes; Labridae. The record is from RefSeq and is a predicted model, not a curated record. Bases 906 to 1994 code for a protein of 362 amino acids.
UCAGAAUCAGAAUCUAGUGCUGAUUCUUAAUCACUUGUGCACCUUCAGUUUUCACAGAAACAAUAUUUAAAUCUUAACUGAAGAUCACAAUAUUGACAAAUAAAAUGUUCUGCUUCAUACAUCUAAGAUACAUGUUAUGAAACACUAUACAUUUACUCAUACUUUAUUGAAACAUCGGGAUUUAUCAACACAAAAAUGACUGCUACAACUUCACAUAAGUUAAAAGAACAUGUUUAUUCAGUUUUUAACAAGAUUGUUUUGUUUAUUCAAGAGAAUAUUAGGCAGAGGUGCAAUCUGAUUAUUGGGCUCAAAUACAAGUUAAGACCUCUGGGUAACUUGUAUUAACAAUUGUCAGCCAUGACCUCAAGCAACACUGCCUUAUUGUUGUUUGUUGAAUUUUAAAGUAAUUGUACUUAACUUGAGUGUUAUUCUUUAAGGGAAGGGUAAUCUUGUAACUUGUUACUGUUUAAAGUACGAUUUACUUGAAGGCUACGACAAAUCCGAACAAAUCAAUUCCAACAUUUGUAAUAAUGUAAUGUAACAAGUUAUGUUAUUUCAGUCACAGGGUACAAUUCUCACUCUGAGGUUAGUAUGCACUAAAAGAAGUCUGUAAGCUUUAUUCUGUAAGUCAAUCAGGCUGUGUCAUACUGACGUCUGUUUCACUUCCUUUCUCUUUUAUUUCUGGACCUCUGCAUUUGUGUGCAGAACAAUAAACUUCAUGAUACUGCGCUGUUGAGAGGAAAUGCUUUACCACUGGCUGCUGAGAAGAACCUGUGUUUUUCACUUGCCACAGAGCAGAGAAGCGUUGUAUAAAUCAGUGUGUGGAAUCAAGAUGGAUUUAAUACUUUGUAGCUCUUUUGUUGGGUCUCCGUUGUCAGUCUGACGAAAGUAAAAUACCCUCACCUAUGGCCAGUCUGGAAAGAAAUAACAGAAUCCUGCUUGAUUUGGUGCAGCAGCCAGGUAACAACGUGUGCGCUGACUGUGGAGUUCCUGGGUUGCACCGAAAUUUGCCAGCAGUCAGCAGAAUGAAAUCUAUCCGUCUGGAUCUGUGGGAAGAUUCAGUAGUUGAGUUCAUGAAAGAGAGGGGGAAUUCUGAAGCCAAAGCCAUUUUUGAGAAGUGUAUUCCUGACUUCUACUACCGGCCACAACAAAAGGACUGUGUUGUUCUCAAGGAUCAGUGGAUCAGAGCAAAGUAUGAAAGAAGAGAAUUCACUGGAGAAAGCACCAUCUAUCAGCAUGCUUACAGCUUAGAUAUGUUUGAGGCAACACUGUGGAAGAAGGGCAAAGACAACAAGCAGUUCCUGAAGAGGAUCUUCCAGCUGUCUCGAAAAGACUUCACCCUAAAAUACUUCACCAAAGAGGAUUCCAAGGUUCCCAAAGCUGUAAUCUCCAUGAAGGAUCUAAAUGCAGUUUUCCAGCCUGAGAAAAUCGCUCAUGCUCACGGGCUGCAGAUCUCAUACCUGCAGGAGGAACGUACCAGGAAUCUAUUUGUGUAUCAUGAGAACGGACAGGUAAUUGUGUCCUUGUUCAAUGCAAUCCGGGCAACCCGCUUGGCAUACCUCCAGAAGAAACAUCCAACCCUUCGAACCAGUGAAUUAUUACCUAAAAUAACAAGACACUGUUUGAAGGAGGGCUACAUGGAGAAAACUGGCCCAACGCACCGGGAGCCAUUCAAGAGGAGGUGGUUCACACUGUGUUCCAUGAACAGAAAGCUUCUCUAUUUCAAAACUCCUCUGGAUGCCACAGAACUGGGUGCUGUCUUCAUCGGCACAGAGAGCCACAGUUACUCUGUCUCAGAGAGCAGCUGCCGGAGCUCCAGGGGGGGCCGCUGGCACUGUGGCAUCACACUGCAGACUCCAGGCAGACAGUUUGUGUUCAUGUGUGAGGUGGAGCAAGAACGCAGGGAAUGGCUGGAGGCUUUCACAAAGAUCAUCACACAGCCUAUGACCCCAGAGGACUAUGCUAAUGAAGCCAACAUGAGGAGGGGGAAAUGACUGAGAUGGCUCUACCUGCUGGUUGCAGGAGUUCAGGAACCACUAAGUAUCCUCUCAGGACAUUAUCAUUGGAUGCUUUAGUGUGGAUAGGAUUUACUUGUACCGCUAGUAUUUCCUGACACGCCCAACAGAUGUUCACCUCAAACACUUCACUUGGUUGACAGCAUCUGUGAAAACAAUGUGACACCUUGGAGAAGUUAAGAAAUUGUUGCUUUAUAAUAUCUCUACAUGAAUCUGAAACACUAUGUCUCUUGUAUUUCAUGCAAACUAGAUGCCACAAAUAGUUUUUCCUUGCAUUUCUUUUUAUUUAUUAGAAAAAAAGGAUGAAUAUAUAGAAUGUUUUUUUGGGGGGGGGGGGGGUUCUUUGUGAUUAUGAACAAUUUUACACAAUUUGCACAUUUUAAUAAGAUUGAGUUUGUCUCUGUCACAAUUGGCUGUUAAUAUGAAUCAGUAGCGCUGUAAGUUAUACAUCAUUUCAAUAAAUUUGAAACAAAAAGAG